Limulus polyphemus (Atlantic horseshoe crab) is the source of this 7333-nucleotide messenger RNA. Its product is annotated as protein turtle-like. The record is from RefSeq and is a predicted model, not a curated record. Gene Ontology annotation, biological process: cell-cell adhesion. Gene Ontology annotation, molecular function: protein binding. Bases 1 to 4479 code for a protein of 1492 amino acids. The transcript is spliced from 16 exons. NCBI's taxonomy places the organism in Eukaryota, Metazoa, Arthropoda, Merostomata, Xiphosura, Limulidae.
AUGAAAGACAGAUACCAUCAGGAUGGCUCCGGAGAAAAAGUGACGGCUCUCCUUGGAGAAGAUGUUGUUUUGCCAUGCUCUUUCGAAUUUCCAGAAAGUGGACCCGUUCCAUAUAUCAUUCAGUGGCACAAACAAGGAAUUAAAAUUCCCAUAUAUAUUUGGUACGAAGGUUACCCACCUCAUAUUGGUGAAGGCUACGACGGACGGGUGUCUCUCACAGGUCAGGCAUCUCUCAAUCUAACCAACUUACAGGACCACGACCAAGGCAUCUACAUAUGCAUUGUCAAUUUUUUCGACAGGUCUCCGGACCCAAAAAGGAAUGGUAGUUUUGUUCAUCUCUACGUUCACGCACCACCUCAUUUUCGUGUCAAACCGCUCGAUGUUGUUUAUGUGAAGAUUGGCGAGAAAUUAUCUCUCCAGUGUGCUGCUGAUGGGACUCCUGAUCCUGAUAUUCGUUGGUACAAGAACGAUAUUCCGCUACAUGAAGGUCCCACAGUAAAAAUCAGCAGAGGAACUUUAGAAAUAACAACAGUAGAACAAGAUCAAAUCGGAGACUACGUCUGUAUUGCCAGAAACAGCGAAGGAAAUGCUAUAGCUGCUACGAAGGUUAUUGUCGCUGGUCCAGCGGUCAUCACUGUUCCACCUCGAAAUCUUACAAAGCUAGAAGGAGAUAAAGCUGAAUUUAUCUGCGAAGCAAAAGGGUUGCCAGCAAAUCUUACCCACCGCUGGCUAUUAAAUGGAAAAGAAAUUUCCAAACUUAACUGGUUGGUAACACGUACGGUAGUCAGGAAAGAUGGAACACUUUUCAUCAACCCUACUUCAGCAGAAGAUUCAGGACUCUAUACCUGCGAAGUGUUCAAUGGAAUUGGAACCCCGGAGAAAGCAUCGUCUUACCUCAGUGUUGAAUAUCCGGCAAGGGUUACCUAUUCCCCAACCAUCCAGUAUCUCCCUCUGGGCUUAUCUGGAAUCAUCCGUUGCUAUGUUCAGUCAAAUCCCCCAUUUACACAUAUCAAAUGGAACAAGGACGAUCGACCUUUUGAUCCAAAAGCUCACUAUGGAGUAGCCAGUCUAAAUAAUGGUUCUCUACAGAUCCAGAGGGUGACCCACGAGCACCAGGGUUGGUAUGUUUGUACUCCAUAUAAUGUAUAUGGCACUGCGGGUCGUUCAAAUAAGAUGGAAGUAUUAGUACGAGAACCGCCUGUGUUCACGGUAAAACCUGAAAAGGAGUACCAGCGAAGGGUCAACAGUGAAGUGACCAUGCCUUGUUAUGGCAAAGGGCAGCCGAAGCCUUCUAUAAUCUGGAUGAGGGCGAACAGUAAGAAGCUUUCGCGAGACCGUAGCACUCAGCGUAACGGAAACCUGACGAUACGGACGUUAAGGAAGGAGGACCACGGUCGUUACGAAUGUGUCCUUCAGAAUGAUAUCGCUACACUUGUCACAAGUACUUUACUUACUGUUCAAGGUACAACACCCCAUUCUCCCACAAACGUAACUGUCAGAACAAGUGCCUUUUCGGCUACUUUAAGCUGGCGUCCUGGCUACAAUGGGAAUUAUCUCCAGUCUUAUGUAAUCUGGUAUCGACUCGUGGAACAAGCAGACAGUCCGUGGCGAAGCAUGCGAGUCGAUCCAGACGAAGCUACCACGUUUACCAUCUACAACCUUCAACCCAAUUCAGAUUACGAGUUUCGAGUCCUUUCGCGCAACACCCUUGGAGAUGGAAUGUUCAGCCCAACAGUUAAAGCUAGAACCACCCCCUGGGACUAUCUUGGAGGUGUUUACCCCACAGAUGCUUACGGAGCAACGUAUAUUCCAACUGUUCAGAAACCCUCUGGUCCCAAGCCAUCCCCACCACGUAAUGUUACUGUGCAAGAGACAGAUGAUGGCGUUCUUAUCUCCUGGCUUUCUCCUCUUAACCAGAAAGUUCCUGUGGCUUUCUACUAUGUUGAGUACCGUACUCAAUCUAAACCCUGGAAGCGUUGGGGACCAGUAAAACAUGCUACUUCUUAUCUAGCUAAGGACUUGCCCUCUGGUCAGUACAAAUUUCGUGUCUAUGCUUACUCAAUUAUGUCGGUAGGACAACCAAGUCCAGACGUUACUCUCACCGUCACAGGAGAAAACUAUGAGGCGACAAAAAGCCGCGCUCUUACUGCUGGUGUAGUUGGUGGUGUUUUGUUCUUCAUCGCAGCCAUAGUGUUAUCAAUAUGUGCUGUCAAAAUAUGCAAUAAGAGAAAACGAAGAAAAGCAGAAAAGGCGUAUAUGAUGGUGACUUGCCCUGUUGCAGAUUCCAGAAAUGGGGGUCACUCGCAUGCAGGUAGUCCGUCACCUAUCAAAAACGAUGGAUCAUUACCCUUCAGACCAAAAAGCGGAAUAUCACGUUUAGUAAGUACAGUUCUAUGUCGUCUGUCCACCAGCGUGGCCUGUCUCUUUGGCCAAAAUUCGAACUCUAAUCCAGUCACAUCACCUGGUCCAGAUUGUGACUCCCAAGAAUGGCCACAGAUGGUGGACCACGUGCGUCGAGGCCGACGGAUCCCUAAGUCUGUACAGUAUCGUGUGGAACUUGAGUACUCGCGGCCGCUGGGAUGGAUUAGUCGGACGCCAGAAGGAAAGUUUGUACUGCAUGACAGUGGAAGCGAGGAUAGGGCUCAACGUGAUGCUCGACUCCUCUCUCCGUCCAGGUCACAAGUUAGCCUCUGCAGUGAUGCUAGCGGUCGGAGUAGUCUCUUCCAUCCCCCUCUCCAUCCCUACGUUCGAGUGCCCAGUGCUGGUAGUCGGGGCUUUUCUCCCCGCUCCCAGGUUUCGUUCAGUCUCGCCAGUCAACCAAUUCCUACCAUAUAUUCUCCCAGGGAUCCAAGAUUCCGUACUAGUAGUCCCGGUUUAACUGCUGCUGGACCCUUUCUGCUAGAAGAUCUCAGUUCUGUUAGGCAUCCUUCUUCAGCUGAAAAAUCUUUUCCUAGCACCAUAUCUAGUUAUUUUGCUGGAUGGAGUCCAAAUCUAACCCCUUCGUAUGAGUUGCCCUCCCUGCGCCCUCUCCAAAAGCAUGUUAUAAGGGGUCCAUCUGCUCAGUUUCGACCAAUUCAGCGGCCAAUUCAAGCCCAAAUAAAAGUACACCCUCUUGUUCGUGAUACAGCACCACAACUAGUAAAUCGAGCAAGUGGUAUGACACUUCUUAUGAGACCACCAUCAAGACAAGAGCCAGAAUAUGGUACUUGGAAAGAUGGACGCCACAUUCACAUGAUAGGUCCUCGACCAUUUGCUCCACCCCCAACCUAUCACCCAAGACCCAUCUACUGGAGGGCACCACAUCAGGGACCCCGCUGGUACAUGGAGGAUUCAUUUUCUUCGGCUAGUAUGAAUAUGAAAACUCUUGGUCAACCACAUAUGACAGAUCAACCUUCGACAUUGCAACAAAGAAAGACAAAUAGAAGCGAAUUCUACUAUAAUAAGCCCAUGUCUAACAGUAGUCUUCCUAGGUCUGACAGAAUAAUAGCCCGUGUAAAUCCUUCACCUUCUAAGAUUAAAGUAAAACCAUUCAUUCAGGUUCGUAAUACUAUUCCAAAGCAAGGUGACGAACAACACGAUAGUAGUGAUACCAGUAGUAGUGAUCGUCCAAUGACCUAUACAAGAGAGAGACUUCUUGGGGCUGUUGAACGUGUGCGAAAAGGAGCACUACAUCGGGGAGAACCUUUUCAGGUUGGUACUUCAGAGUUUGAUGUGGGUUUUCAGGAGCCAGCUAUCCGAUCACCACCAACCACGCCUUCAGGUGAGGAAGACACACACAUAGCUCCGUUUUCUCUUUGUUCCACUGAUCAAAUGCCACUUAACUUCUCUCAGAAUGAGGGACGCCUACCUCUUCUGCCAGAGGAAACUGUACUCCCUGGCCCUGGUCUUCCUCAUUCUAGGAUGAGUAUCACAAGUGGAAGCUCAGGACGAGGUAGCAAGGCAGCAUCGAUUUCACACUCCCAUGGAGACAGCUUGCAGGGAGAAUUGGAUCUUGGUGUUAUUAAUCGCAGUAGCAGUAGCAGUGGUUUUGCUAGCCGAAAUGUUUCUGCAGUACAGUCUUCUACUUCUCCUGGUCAUAGUUCAGGAAGCAGUGGCCCCCCACCAGGGAUUAUCGCUGCUGCACCAAAAGGAUCAUCCACUCUGGGUGAUCUUCGAGGACCAACAAUAUCUCAGCCUCUUGAUGCGUCAGUGGAUGAGAACUAUGAGUUUGAUACAGUUUUACCACUAGAAUCAGAAGUUUUGAACAGAAUUCGAACAUUCUCUGGAUCCAAUCAUACGUAUCUUCCAUCUAUGCCUGAUAACUCUGAACGUGGGCUCAGUGACAGUGAAAUACAUCAUAAAUCAUACCUCAGACCAAAAAAACCUAACACUUAUGAUAACACUGAAGCACGAUGUGCUGCUUUAAAAAAGGAAUUUCUCAGGUUUCGCCAGAAACAGAAAGGACGACGAACGUCUGACGAACUUGAAAGUGUAUGUUAAUAGAUUUAACACACACAUACACAAAAGCAUAAUUUAUUCAUCCCUAAACUUUACAAGUUAUUCAUCCCGUGGAUGACCUAAUAGAGCCAAACUAAAAAGUUCAUGGUAGUUGAUUGCGUUUGAUAGGCCUGCAUGCUUGGUGACAGUUGUAAUAACCUUAAGAAAUAAAUGAAUAAUGUGCUUAUCCAACAGAAUGAGUUAAUUAUUUAUAGAUAAAUGCAAACUGAAAAAAUGAGAUAAAAAGCCCUUUAUCAAGUUGAAUUUGUUCAUAUCACCGUCAAAGACUUUGGUGCAUUGUAUAUUGGAACAACUUUUGUGUGAUGUAGCAGUAGCCUAUAUUUCGUUGGUGUAAACAUGUUUGUUUCUGAAACAGGUGACGAGAUUCAGGUCUUGCGAAACCCAACUUUCCAAUGGUAUCUAAUAUUUAUGUCCAUGAACCAGAAGUAAGUUACACAGUAGCAGUAAUAUGUUGUAAAACAUAAAAUGAAUAGAUCUACUUUUUCGCACUAGUACCAGAAAUAGACACAAACACUUGUUUAAAAGGAAGUCUUAGCAAAUAAUUAACGACUGAAAGGUAUGAAUGGGUUACUACCAUUACUACGUGUAAAUAGUUUGAAUGGGUUACUACCAUUACUACAUGUAAAUUAUUUGGAUGAUGGUUUAAAUUUCUUGUUGAAUCCUUCUUUGAUUUUAAAACUUAUUCCAGAACAUGCCAACCGUACAGAACCAGAAAGUACUUGAAAUCCAUUUGCAGUGAGAAUAGUUAGCCUUAUUAUUCGUUUAUUGAAGCCGUUAGAUAAGAAACAAAAUUUGUUCUUAGUUCACUUUGAUGUAUUCUACUAAAACUUUAUUAAAGAUUUAAUUUUGUUUUCAAAAAAGAUGUGAAAUUUACACUAAAGUAUACUGUAGAUUCAAGAAAUUGUUGAUAAGUUAAAAUAGUAAAAGAUAAAUUUUUUUGUCAUUGACCUUUUAUAAAGAUAACAUGAAAUCAGUUAUUUUUGAUUUGAUAUAUUUUAUGUGCAUGUCUUUCAAACUUAGGUUUGAACUUAUAGAAAAAUUCCGUUCCUGAAAUAAAUGUCUGGAAAAUUUAUAUUAUAAUUUAUACUUUUAAGGUAGAUCGGUAUUGAAGGAGGUUUUGGAAUCUAAGAUCAUGAUACUGUAAAACUACCUUUAGGAAUUUGUUGUUCCUGAGAAGUUUAUCCAUUUGUGCUAAAGUUGGGUGUAGUAUAUCCAUAGCUUAAAGAAUUAAAGAUUCUAAUCACUGACUUUUUUGCUACGUCUGUAGCAUCAAGAACCUUGAUUUGCACAUGUCUAAUGUUUGAAAGAAGCGAAAAAAGUGACAAAUAAAAUGCCUGGGAUAUGUUUAAGAUUGUUCCAACUGACUUCUGAACAAAGACAAACUUGUGAGGGCCUCUAUGAGACAAAUACCUUCCAAUCAAAACUGAUUAAGUUUCUUCUUCGUUUAUUUUAAUAAAGAAUAAAAAAACGCAUAAUAUUUUGGAAUUUGCUCUAACUGUGUAAUACGUGAUCAGAAAACCAGGCCUUUAGUUUUAAUCGCAAUAAUCUGAAUCCUGUAAUCGGUAUGUUAUUAUUCUAACUCUAGCGUUAAAGUGAUUUCAUAUAUAUAUAUAUAUAUAUCGGAAUUUGAGCAAUGAGGCAAAUAGGUAAUUAUUGUAAAUAAACAAGGUAUUCAUCCAACCGCAGAUAAUUUCACUGAUAAUUGAAAAGAAUGCGAUCGAUGCCACAAUAGGAAUAAUGCAUGUUUUAAACUUCCCAUCAAUAUUCAUAUAGCCUUAAAACUAAAUAUACUUAUAAACAAAGCAAAAAGGUCUGACAUAUUAAUCAAAGCCGGUUUAAAGAACAAGCUGUGAGAACUAAUACAAUACUUUAACUAAAAUAUCCUCAAUAGAUAUAAGUGAAAUUUAAAGAUUUAGUACUUAUACUUAAAGUAUUAGUUAUUUCUUAAGUAGUUAUUUGGUAAAACCGUGUAUGAAAAAUAUAAGAGGAAAAAUUUGAAAUUGUAUAAUGAUAUUUAUUUUUGAAUUUUACAUAACAAAUCUCAAAAGUCGAUAAGUUGGUGUAAUGAUGAAUGUGUGAAAGUUUGUAAAAAGUAUGUUAUAAUUUUUUAGAUAUUACAUGUUAAAAUCUGCGAAUAACGAACGAAGAAAAACAACAUGGUUCAAAUGAAUUGUUAACACUACUAUGAAUGCAGCGGAAGUAAUACAAUAAUAAAUAAAGCAUGACCCACUAUUUUGCCCUUUUCUUACGAUCUGAGUUUGUUAAAAUCUAUUGGAAGUACUCGAAAUUAUUUUCAUAAUAAUGUUACCAUUGGUAGGACUUAUAAACAAUAUAUAUAUAUAUAUUACAGUGAAUUUCAGUUUGCUUCAUUACUGAUAGAAAGACGACUGCGAUACUGAACAUCUAUGUAAUAUUUUUAUGACAGUAGAGAGGCAUAUAUUAAAUAUAAAUACAAUGUAAACUGUCGUGGUUCAAAAGGUAAAAUAAGGUGAGAUUUUUAUAUUUGGCGUAUUAAUUAUUCCACAGAGCUUAACUAUAAUGAAAGUUGUUGAGGAAACUUCUGUUUGGAUCAUUUUAUGAGUAUUCGUAUAAUUUAUACAAGUGCACACUGAACAAUCCAAAGACGUCACUUGCGGCUAUUUUGGUCAAUUUACAUUCCAUGUUUAAAUUUUUUGUUGGUCACAUAUCGUUUGAGCAUUUUUUAUCUAUUUAUAUUGAAUGUUCAUAUGUUGCAUUAUUUUGUUUGUUGUUCUUACGUGUAAAUAGCGUUUUUAAACUGAAAUUCUUUUGUUUGAUUUCAUUUCGCGUAUGUACCUGAUAUUAUGUUUUGCGCGUG